AUGAGACUAACCAAAGGUCAUUACACAGAUGAUGUAGAUGCAGUAACAAAGUUUUCAGAAUGGAUUAUUUCUGUUGGAGAUGGCAAUGUUGACAUUGAACCUGACACAGAAGAUGUUAUUACCAUACCUAGAGAUUUGUUAUUGUUUCCAUUAGGGAAUCCUAUGGAUUGCAUUAUUGACAGUACAUAUCCAAGUUUGGUUGACUGCCUAGGCGAUGGGUCUUACUUCAGGGAUCGUGCUAUCCUAACAGUUACAUUAUCUGUUGUUUAUGAAUUGAAUAGUUAUAUGCUUGCAAAGCUACCAGGUGAGGAAGUCAAUUAUCUUAGUGCUGACAGUGUCUGCAAAUCAGAUGGUGCCAACAGUUCCAUUGCAGAAAUACACUCGGUUGAAUUCUUAAAUACAAUCACAAUGUCUAGAUUGCCAAAUCACAAGCUAAGCCUUAAAGUCGGUGCUCCUAUAAUGUUGAUGCGAAAUAUUGAUAAAUCCAUAGGUCUUUGUAAUGGGACUAGGUUAAUUGUCACAUGUUUGGAGAAACAUGUAAUAGGAGCUGAGAUUAUCACAGGAAGCAAUACUGGCAUGCAUGUCUUGAUUCCACGCUUAACCAUCACACCAUCUGAGACGUCUUUGCCUUUCACUCUAUGUAGAAGACAGUUUCCUGUAAUGCUAUCUUUUGUAAUGACUAUAAACAAGAGUCAAGGUCAAAGUCUUCUCAAUGUAGGAUUAUUUCUACCUCGUCCUGUCUUUACACACGGUCAGUUAUACGUUGCUAUCUCACGAGUGCGGCGACGGGAAGGUUUAAAAAUAUUGCUCCUUGAUGACAAAGGCACUCCCAACAAUAAAACUUCAAAUGUUGUUUAUAAGAAAGUCUUCUCUAACCUUUUGAAUUGA
Messenger RNA from Neltuma alba, 888 nucleotides. RefSeq names its product ATP-dependent DNA helicase PIF1-like. NCBI's taxonomy places the organism in Eukaryota, Viridiplantae, Streptophyta, Magnoliopsida, Fabales, Fabaceae. The transcript has a single exon. Gene Ontology annotation, cellular component: replication fork. The record is from RefSeq and is a predicted model, not a curated record. Gene Ontology annotation, biological process: DNA replication. Bases 1 to 888 code for a protein of 295 amino acids.